Messenger RNA from Sclerotinia borealis F-4128, 3027 nucleotides. The record is from the annotation of a GenBank genome assembly. Lineage: Eukaryota; Fungi; Ascomycota; Leotiomycetes; Helotiales; Sclerotiniaceae.
AUGGCGGCGCAUCAUCCAUCACCCCCAGGGAAUAUGCAAUUGAAUCAUGCUGCUCAUAAUGGUCCUGCUCCCCCUGGGAUGCCUCAACAGCAGCCAAAUUGGCAGGCUCCCGCACCAACACCAAUGCAACAGCUUGCUGCCACGAAUGAGACAGUAUGGCUUCAAAUCGGAAGUCUAGCAGAGCUCCUAGGCAAUUUGGAUGAGGCUAUGGGCUCAUAUGAACAUGUACUUCGCACGAAUCCAAGAUCUAUACCAGCGAUGAAUGCCAUCAGUUCUAUCCUUCGCGCGCAAGAACAAUUCGCCAAAGCAGUUGAAUAUCUACAAAAUAUCCUCAAGUUCGACCAGGCUAAUGGAGAAGUAUGGGGCAGUCUUGGGCACUGUUAUCUAAUGAUGGAUGAUUUACAACAAGCGUACUCGGCAUAUCAGCAAGCUCUAUAUCAUCUUCGGGACCCUAAGGAGCCAAAACUUUGGUAUGGUAUCGGAAUACUAUAUGAUAGAUAUGGUUCUCUUGAACACGCCGAGGAGGCAUUUUCUCAAGUAAUGAGAAUGCAGCCAAAUUUCGAAAAGGCCAACGAGAUCUAUUUUCGCUUGGGUAUAAUUUACAAACAGCAGCAGAAAUACCAACAGAGUUUGGAAUGUUUCCGAUACAUUGUGACUGUACCACCAACUCCGUUGACGGAAGAAGAUAUCUGGUUCCAGAUUGGACAUGUUCACGAGCAACAAAAAGAUUACGAUAAUGCCAAACAUGCCUACAAGCGUGUUCUCGAUCGGGAUCCAAAACAUGCAAAGGUCCUUCAGCAGCUUGGAUGGCUGCAUCACCAACAGAGUACCAGCUUCCAAAGUCAAGAGCAGGCCAUUGAGUACUUGGAACAAUCUGUCGGUUCCGAUCAAAGUGAUGCACAGAGUUGGUACCUCCUUGGUCGGUGCUACAUGUCACAACAGAAGUAUCCCAAGGCAUACGAGGCCUAUCAGCAAGCUGUUUAUCGAGACGGACGGAAUCCGACUUUCUGGUGCUCGAUUGGCGUUUUGUACUACCAAAUUAAUCAGUACCGAGAUGCGCUUGAUGCAUAUUCCCGCGCGAUACGCCUGAACCCGUACAUCUCCGAGGUCUGGUACGACUUGGGUACACUGUAUGAAUCAUGUAACAACCAGAUCAACGACGCUCUGGAUGCUUAUCAACGUGCUGCCGAACUUGAUCCCAACAAUGUUCAUAUCAAAGCUCGUUUGCAAUUAUUGCGAAGUGGACAGGCCAGUGGGAUGACAGGUCAGGCAGCUGCUCCUUUACCACAAGAUGUACAUCCACAGGCUUAUCAAGCAUCUGGUGCUGUUGGCCCUCCUGGGCCUCAGUGGGGUAAUUCUGCGCCUCAGGCGCAAGCUCAAGUACCCCCUGCAGCUAACGCAUGGGGAAGCAGACUUGCUGAGAUUAAUCCCCCUGCUCAACCACCUAAUCCCUUCGAACAACGCCCAGCUGAUCGUGGCCCAAUCCCCCCAGCACCACGUGUACCAAGUCCUAGACAAGAUCAACAAAUGAGGCCAUACCCUGGUGCUGAUGCUCGUCAGCCACUUCCCCCUCGCCCUCGUUCCCCCCCACGAGCUCCCAUAGACAUGAGAGACCCUAGAGAUCCUAGAGAAACCAGAGACCCGAGAGACCCCAGAGACCCUAGAGAUCUAAUACAUCUAAGAGAGUACAAAGAUCCUCGUGCUGACCCUCGUGUCGCGGAAUCCCAACCUCGUGAUCCCAGAGAUCCGAGAGACCCAAGAGACCUCCGAGAUCCCCGCGAUCCGAGAGACCCCCGCGACCAUCAUCCUCUAGGUCCUUAUCCGGGACCCGGAGCGGGAGCGGGAUCAGGAUCACAGCCGCCUCCGCCUCCGCCUCCACCUCCUCCUCCUCAUGCACAACCACAAGGACCUCCUUCCCAACCACAAAGAGUUCCAAACACGAACUACGCUCCUCCACCUCCAGGUCCUGCAUCUGUGUUACCACCAGCUCAAAAUGGAAUGAAUGGUGCUGGCCCUGGCCCUUUACCCCCUUUCGGCCGUGGUAAUAGUCCUCGACCAGAAGUUCGACCAAUAAUGAGUGCAAACAUGGCAUCCCCGAAGAUUCCUUUUCCUAAUCAACCACCAUAUGCCCAUCAUUCCGAUGUCGCUGAAAGAAGUGUGAUUGAAGGAGGUGUUCCACUACCACCAUCUGCUUUAGCUGCGGCAGACGCUGCCGCAUCUAUAGAUCGCGUUGAUAAUAGACCAUCUUCUGUAGGUCCAAAGCGGAUGCGUGAAUGGGAGGACGAACCCGCGAUGAAGAAGCCUGCUUCAGAUGAAAAUCGUGCUCGGCUGGAAGACUUGCAUCACCGAAGACCUUCUACUCCACCUCGAGACCGGGAACCGUUCCGCCGAAGCACAUCGGAAGCUCGUCGUGCUGAAGAUCAAAGACGAAUUGAAGAACAACGCCUCGCCGAAGAGCAAAGACAAGCAGAUAAUCAAAGAAGAGUUGAAGACCAGCGCCGCGCAGCUGAACAACGCGCAACUGAACAACGCACAGCUGAACAGCGUCGUGCGAAUGAGAAUUAUCACCCCUCGGAAGCUGCGCAUCGUCCACCAACCCAUGGUAUGCAAGGCCAUAUUUCAGCCAUGCAACAAGAUCCGCGUCCGCUGCCUCCUCAUGCUUACGAAGUAGGUCCGCCUCCUCGGCAAGCUACUCCAAUCAAGGAGACUACAAUUGGUGAUCGUGAUCGCCAACAAAUACCAGUGCCACUUCCCCCGCCACUAGCUCAGAGAAUGGAGCACCCUCCCCCGCCUCUUGCACAAGCUGCACCAGUCAGCGAACCUGAACGGGCGGCACGAAAAAUGGAUGUAGACGAGAAUUACGAUGAUGACGGCGAGGAAGAUAAAAAAGGAGGGAUUGUUUCAGCACAAGCUUCGGGACCUCCAUCCGCAAGUGGUGAUCCAAAAACUACCAGCCCAACAGGGCUUAAUGGUCACUCUGCGAAUGGAUUACCCAACGGACAACCCAAGGUUGAGACGAAUAUCUGA